AUGCCUUACAGAUCGAAAUGGCCGAAUCGGAAAUCUAAAAGAAAAAAUUCGGUGGAAUCUUAUUUGAACGUUGAUGAGGAUUGUAUCAGUGUAUAUAAUGGACCAGAAUACCAGGUUCUGACCAACGAGACCAGCAGCGAGAGCAGCAAUUACACCGAAUCUAUGACUGACGAGUCCAACAAAUCCUCACCAUCCGGUUCUGAAAAAAAGAAGAACAAAUUUUUCCAGUCAAUCGCCAAGGUUUUCAAAAAGAAAAACAAGCCACCAGUGAAGCCGGAGAUUGAAGCAAAUGUGAAACUUAAUCAAUCAAGUGAAGACAAAUCAAUUUCGGUCAAAGAAAAAGCAUCAGGCGAGCUCAAGAUGAUGGACGAUUUUGAAAAUGCUGCGCUUAUCAACCAGCCGUUCCAACUAAUCGACGCAAACUGUUCACAUUCUGGAAUUUUUUCAGACCCUUUCAACAACGAUCACCAGAUUGGACAGUCGAGUGUCUCAUCGACCAACAUCCGGUUCCAAGAUCAAUGGGAACAAAUAGUGAAUUCAAAAAGUAUUCAACUAGAUAAAGAUGUGAUUUUUAGGAGCAAAGUUCUUCUAAACAAGAGAAUUGACGGGUAUCUUCCUUCACGCCAAUCUCAGUUCCCAACAACCGAACACUCUUGUCUUGUCUUCUUCCUUGUCUUUUGA
Messenger RNA from Caenorhabditis briggsae, 681 nucleotides. The record is from RefSeq and is a predicted model, not a curated record. Lineage: Eukaryota; Metazoa; Nematoda; Chromadorea; Rhabditida; Rhabditidae. The transcript has 5 exons. The coding region runs from base 1 to 681 and encodes 226 amino acids.